AUGUCGCAAGUACACGCCCUCUCCGACGACCAGGUCGCCGGCGAGCUCAAGAAGAUGACGGCCUUUAUCCGGCAGGAGGCCAUGGAAAAGGCCAACGAGAUUCGCCUCAAGGCCGACGAGGAGUUCGCCAUUGAAAAGUCCAAGCUCGUGCGCCAAGAGCAGGCCUCGAUCGACUCGUCCUAUGAGAAGAAGUUCAAGCAGGCCAGCAUGUCGCAGCAAAUCACACGCUCCACCCUCUCCAACAAGAGCCGGUUGCGCAUUCUGUCCGCCCGCCAGGAACUGCUCGACCGCUUGUUCGAGGAGGCGGGCAAGAAGCUCGGUGACGUAUCCAAGGAUAAGACCAAGUACCAGGCCAUCUUGAAGGACCUGGUGCUCGAGGGUGCCUACGCCCUCAACGAGGACAAGCUGCAGAUCAAGGUGCGCAAGGUGGACAACGACCUCGCCAAGAAGGCCAUUGAGGAAGCACAAAAGGAGUACAAGGCCAAGCUGAACAAGGAGGUCGCCAUCACCAUUGAGGAGAGCGACCCGCUACCAGAGGGAUCCGCUGGGGGUGCUAUGAUUGUCGGUACCAAUGGCAGAAUCGACAUCAACAAUACCUUCGAGGAGCGAUUGAAGCUGCUCGAAAGCCAAGCUCUGCCCUCCAUCAGGGUCACAUUGUUUGGAGAGAAUGCGAACAGGAAGUUCCACGACUGA
Messenger RNA from Plenodomus lingam JN3, 693 nucleotides. RefSeq names its product V-ATPase V1 sector subunit E (gene VMA4). Gene Ontology annotation, biological process: proton transmembrane transport. NCBI's taxonomy places the organism in Eukaryota, Fungi, Ascomycota, Dothideomycetes, Pleosporales, Leptosphaeriaceae. Gene Ontology annotation, cellular component: proton-transporting two-sector ATPase complex, catalytic domain. Gene Ontology annotation, molecular function: proton-transporting ATPase activity, rotational mechanism. The record is from RefSeq and is a predicted model, not a curated record.